Molecule: messenger RNA, 1028 nt
Organism: Merops nubicus (carmine bee-eater)
Lineage: Eukaryota; Metazoa; Chordata; Aves; Coraciiformes; Meropidae
Product: WD repeat and FYVE domain-containing protein 3-like
Exons: 7
Source: RefSeq, a predicted model, not a curated record
GGGAGACCCCAGCUUAUCACUAUGGGACCCACUACUCCUCAGCCAUGAUCGUGGUCUCCUACCUGGUCCGGAUGGAGCCUUUCACUCAGAUCUUCCUACGCCUGCAGGGCGGUCACUUCGACCUGGCUGACCGGAUGUUCCACAGCGUGCGGGAGGCCUGGUACUCAGCCUCCAGGCACAACAUGGCAGACGUGAAGGAGCUCAUCCCAGAGUUCUUCUACCUCCCCGAGUUCCUGCUCAACUCCAACAAUUUUGACCUAGGUUGCAAACAAAAUGGCACUAAACUUGGUGAUGUGAUCCUGCCCCCCUGGGCAAAAGGAGAUCCUCGGGAGUUCAUCAGAGUGCAUCGGGAGGCUCUGGAAUGUGACUUUGUGAGUGCACAUCUGCAUGAGUGGAUUGACUUAAUCUUUGGCUAUAAACAGCAAGGUCCUGCUGCAGUAGAAGCUGUCAAUGUCUUUCACCAUCUCUUCUAUGAGGGGCAAGUGGACAUAUAUAACAUCAAUGAUCCAUUGAAAGAGACUGCUACCAUAGGAUUCAUUAAUAACUUUGGACAGAUACCAAAGCAGCUCUUUAAGAAGCCCCACCCCCCGAAGCGGGUGAGGAGCCGGCCCAAUGGGGAGGCCAUGGGGGCCUCUGUGCCCCCCAGCUCCACGGCUGACAAGAUCUUCUUCCAUCACCUGGACAACCUGCGGCCAUCUCUUGCCCCAGUGAAAGAGCUGAAGGAGCCCGUGGGACAGAUCGUGUGCACUGAUAAAGGCAUCCUGGCCGUGGAGCAGAAUAAGGUUCUCAUCCCACCCACGUGGAAUAAAACCUUUGCCUGGGGCUAUGCAGACCUCAGCUGCAGGCUGGGCACCUACGAGUCAGACAAGGCAGUAAUUGUUUAUGAGUGCUUGUCAGAGUGGGGUCAGAUACUGUGUGCCAUUUGCCCCAACCCCAAACUCGUUAUCACUGGAGGAACAAGCACAGCAGUGUGUGUGUGGGAAAUGGGCAUCUCCAAAGAAAAAGCUAAAGCCCUCACACUGAAACAG